CUCCGUCUCUUAACAGUCAACGAACCACCUUAGCUUUCUCAAGAGUUUUAAGACACAAAGAACCCCACCAGUUUCUGAACUAGCACGGCAACGAUGAGGCUUUCGAAACCGGUUUUCAUGUUCGUCUCGUUACUGUUUAUUGUGGCUCUAUCGGGUUUCGCCCAUGGAUUCGUGAUGACGCCUCGCACUUUGCUUGAUCGCUUGUCUGAAAGCAGCUAUUAUUUGACCACUAGAGAGCUCUGGUUCGACCAGACUCUCGAUCACUAUUCUCCUUACGACCACCGGCAAUUUAAACAGCGUUACUAUGAAUUCCUUGACUACUUUCAAGUUCCGGAUGGACCUAUUUUCUUAAAGAUUUGUGGAGAAUCUUCGUGCAGUGGCAUAAGCAAUGACUACAUCAGUGUUUUGGCAAAGAAGUUUGGGGCAGCUGUGGUUUCACUUGAGCAUCGUUACUAUGGGAAAAGCAGCCCUUUUAAGUCACAUUCGACGGGAAAUCUGAAGUAUCUUUCAUCUAAGCAGGCUCUCUUUGACUUGGCUGCUUUUCGUCAAUGGUAUCAGGAAUCCUUAAACUUGAAGCAAAAUAGACCAGGUGCUGACAAUUCAUGGUUUGUUUUUGGUAUUUCGUACUCCGGUGCUCUUAGUGCUUGGUUUCGUCAUAAGUUUCCUCAUUUAACAUGUGGAAGCCUGGCAAGUUCUGCUGUUGUUCUUGCUGUUUACAACUACACUGAAUUUGAUAAGCAGGUUGGUGAGUCAGCUGGUCCUGAAUGCAAAGCUGUGUUGCAAGAAAUUACAGAACUCGUUGAUCGAAGUCUUGAAUCAAAUGGAAAGGAACUGAGGAAACAAUUUGGCGCAACCGAGCUUGAGAUUGAUGGUGAUUUCCUCUAUUUCCUGGCAGAUGCAGCUGUUGUUGCGUUUCAAUAUGGAAAUCCGGAUGUAUUAUGCACCCCUCUUGUUGAAGCAAAAAAGGCUGGAGAGAAUUUGGUGGCUGCCUAUGCCAAAUAUGUCAAAGAUUAUUAUGUUGGAACUUUUGGUGUCAUUGUUGAAACUUAUAAUCAGAAUCACUUGAAGAACACCACUGUUAGCGAAAAUGAUUCUGAUCGGCUAUGGUGGUUCCAAGUGUGUACUGAAGUUGCAUAUUUCCAGGUGGCACCCUCAAACGAUAGUAUCCGCUCCUCAAAAGUUGAUACAAAAUACCACUUGGAUCUUUGCAAGAACGUCUUUGGAGAGGGCAUCUACCCAGAGGUUGAUGUGACAAACACGUACUAUGGAGGCACAAAAAUUGCAGGUUCAAAAAUCGUUUUUACAAAUGGCUCACAGGAUCCAUGGCGCCAUGCAUCCAAACAAACGUCAUCUCCAGACAUGCCUUCUUACAUUAUUACUUGUCAUAAUUGUGGCCAUGGAACUGAUAUGCGAGGAUGUCCCCAAUCUCCUUUAAGAAUUGAAGGUAAUGCUCAGAACUGCAGUUCCCCUGAUGCAGUUAACAAAGUGAGGCAGAAGAUGAUAGAACAUAUGGACUUGUGGUUGUCCGAGUGCAAGGGCACGGGUAGGAGUUACAUGUAAACUGUGAUGCAUAAACUAAAGCCAAGACGUGUAAAGAUUCAAACCGAUAAAUAUCCUUGGUCUUUUGUAUUUGACCCUGUGAACAGAUGUUUAGGUGGUCCUUAGACCAGGCAUUGCCAGUAUGUACUCGUCCAUAACAC
Hibiscus syriacus is the source of this 1700-nucleotide messenger RNA. Its product is annotated as probable serine protease EDA2. The coding region runs from base 94 to 1560 and encodes 488 amino acids. NCBI's taxonomy places the organism in Eukaryota, Viridiplantae, Streptophyta, Magnoliopsida, Malvales, Malvaceae. Gene Ontology annotation, cellular component: vacuole. Gene Ontology annotation, biological process: proteolysis. Gene Ontology annotation, molecular function: dipeptidyl-peptidase activity; serine-type exopeptidase activity. The transcript has 12 exons. The record is from RefSeq and is a predicted model, not a curated record.